GACCCUAUACAAUGAUCGGACCCAGAUGCGCCAACAGGGGCCAUAAAACUGACCCGGAGGGCGCGCUGGCCAUUAAACAAAAGAGAAGCGCGUCACCCAGAACACCAUCAGAAAUAAUAAUAAUAAAAAAACAUGAAAAAUAAAUAAGAAACACUCGUGUAAUCCCAAUUGGCUUUAAAUAAACGUGUCUUCUGUUUUUGUUACAAGCGCGGUAGUUUUCCUGAGGAUGAUUUCAUGUCGUGCACGGUGCAAAGCCGCUUAUUUUAACUGUGGAAGACUUCAGCUGGUAAAGAUGGGAUCAUAAAAUAAAAGGUUCGCUUUUACAUCGAGUCUAUUUGUUUGUAUGAAUUUGUAUAAAUGCUGUAGGAUUCAUAUUUAAUUACUACACGACGAGUCAAGGUUUUCUUUUUUUCAAUAAUCUUGCAUCCGGUGCCGUUUUGUUGCUUCUUUCAAGCAAACUCUUCUUUCGAACAACGAAGAGUUUGUGAACACAAAUUUAAUCUCGGACUGAGUCAUUCUGAGCAAAAUGACGGAAGAAUAAUCCGGUAUAAAACUCGGUCUUUUAUUUUGUGAGGGCACAUCCGUUAAAACAAACUCAACGAUAUUCUGCGAGUCAGUGGCUGCUAUUAAAACCAAAGGCCUAUGAAUGUAUCUCUUUUAUUUCUCAUUUUCAUGUGUUACUUCCAUGAGUUCGUUUUUAAAGGUUCGCAAUAUAUAAAGAUCAGUGAGCGUUGAUGCCACAUCCGAUGCCACGAAAACCAACAUCACCUAUUUCACUCGUAUUCUGGACAGUCUGCUGGAUGGCUACGACAACCGUCUGCGCCCCGGUCUGGGAGACCGGGUAACUGAGGUGAAGACCAACAUCUACGUCACAAGCUUUGGACCAGUUUCCGACACAGACAUGGAGUACACCAUCGACGUGUUCUUCAGGCAAAGCUGGAAGGACGAGAGGUUGAAGUUUCACGGCCCGAUGAACAUCUUGCCCCUCAACAACCUGAUGGCGAGUAAAAUCUGGACCCCAGACACCUUCUUCCACAACGGGAAGAAGUCGGUGGCGCACAACAUGACCAUGCCCAACAAACUGCUGAGGAUCAAAGACGAUGGGACGCUGCUCUACACCAUGAGGUUGACGGUGCAUGCUGAGUGCCCGAUGCAUCUGGAGGAUUUCCCCAUGGACUUCCAUUCCUGUCCGCUCAAAUUUGGCAGCUACGCCUACACCAUCUCAGAAGUGACUUACGCCUGGACUCUCAACGCCUCUGACUCGGUGGUAGUGGAAGGGGAAAGCUCCCGUCUCAACCAGUACGACCUGCUGGGACAAACAGUGGGACAGGAGACUAUCAAAUCCAGCACAGGUGAAUACACAGUGAUGACAGCUCAUUUCCAUCUGAAGAGGAAGAUCGGCUACUUUGUUAUCCAGACUUACCUCCCCUGCAUCAUGACUGUCAUCCUCUCCCAAGUGUCUUUCUGGUUGAACAGAGAAUCGGUGCCGGCCAGGACUGUGUUCGGUGUGACCACCGUCCUGACCAUGACCACCCUGAGUAUCAGCGCGAGGAACUCGCUUCCCAAAGUAGCAUACGCCACCGCCAUGGACUGGUUCAUCGCCGUCUGCUACGCCUUCGUCUUCUCGGCCUUAAUCGAGUUCGCCACCGUCAACUACUUCACCAAGCGGGGCUGGGCCUGGGACGGGAAGAGCGUCGUGAUCGAAAAGAAAAAAGAGAGAGCCUCCAUCAUCAAGAAGAACAACGCCUACGCCGUGGCCGUGGCCAACUACGCCCCCAACAUUACCAAGGACUCCGGCACGCUGCCCACCAUCGCCAAAGGUGGAGCCUUGGAUCCUAACAAACCCAAAGCGGACGGCAAAACCCCGGACAGCAAGAAGACAUUCAACAGCGUUAGCAAAAUUGACAGGAUGUCAAGGAUUUUGUUUCCGGUUCUGUUUGGCUCCUUCAACCUGGUCUACUGGGCCACCUACUUAAACAGAGAACCCGUUAUAAAGGACAUGGUCCCCUCCACUUAGAGCCCACCCUUUAACGGGUUCUGGUCCGGGGACCGAGAGACGAACCAAAUACCUCCAGCAACUGUGUACACGUACGUUUGCAGAGUGAACUCCUGGACUGGUCCUCUAUCUCCGCCUGUUUUCUACACCGUCCACAGCACUUUUGACAAGUCGAGCUUUUGUAAAUGUCUCUGUAUAUUUAUAUCGAUGGUUUCAUGGUGAUAUCUUUGUGUGACUUCUUUAUCUAGAGUUCAUAUUUACUUGAAGGUUUCCAAAUAUGUGACCACUGUACAUAACUCAAACGAGGAAACACAAACACAUAUAGUUUAUUUAUUCUCUCUCAUUUACUUCUAAAUGUUUGGGAUUUAAUAGUACACUUUACUCUCUUGAUAUAUCUUGAAGGAAGUUUUACUUUUGAAUGAAUGCGAAUUGUUUGGUUCAUAUUUAAUUUUUUUUUUCCGUUGCCAUUUUAAGUGGCCUAUUUUCUCUGUCCAAGCCAACGCAAAAACACUAUUGUACUAUAUUGUUACUGUGAAGCAGAGGUUUGAUAAUGUGUGUGUGUUCAGUGGGGCCCCUGCGCCACACAAACCCGUCGUUUUACCUUUUAACAAUCGUGCCUAGGCAAAAAUCAAUUUUGUUCAAGAAAAGUUGUGCAACAAAAUGAAGUCAAUAUCAUAUGCUCAACACUUAUUUGAAUAAUAGAACCAUAGUAAACUGAAGCGUUCUGAAGAAUGAGCUGAGCCAAAAGGCAAAACUCUCCUUGUCACUGCUUGAGCUACGGUUAGCUCUCACUUAUUUAGGUUGGACCUGGAAAAACAAGAUCAAGUAGCGCAGCCACUCCUUCCUUGCGAUUCGCUCCAGGCAACUGGGGGAGGCCUGGGACACUGUGGAGAUAUCCCUCAGCUCCAGUUUCCAGUGAGAGGAAAUUCCAGGCUUCUUUGCAUUGGCUGCUGCCCCCGCGAUGUUGGCAAACAGGCUGAAGUGAUGACUCUUCCUUUUUACCAAUUUACCACGCAUGAAUGGCGUCAAAAUAAAGUUGUAAUAUGACUCUAUUAAUACAAAUAUUAAAGAAAAACCAAGUGUAACUACUGACUUACCAGUCAUUAUGUUCUAACUUAAUGUGUUUCCCAGGAGCCUCUUUUGAACACGCACACGCCGUCAAACAAAACGCUAUUAUUUAAGGUAUUUAUUUCGUUAUGGAGUGCUUAACCUAAUGUUGCAUGAAGUAGAAACCUAGCUUGUUUUCUUUCUUACUUUUUUUUUUAAUUGAGUUAUUUUUCUUUCCACAUCAGGUUUUUGGAAAUAUAUUUGUGUUCAGUUCAUUUAUUUGUUUCUAUCACAACUGUCCUGAUGAAAUCUUAAAACAUUCCAGAUAAAAUGAUUGUUCACAAGGUGGAUGCUUGAGUUUCGGUGCACACUUUCUAAUAAAAACACAUAUCAU
This is a messenger RNA of Synchiropus splendidus (mandarinfish), 3437 nucleotides long. Its product is annotated as gamma-aminobutyric acid receptor subunit alpha-2. The record is from RefSeq and is a predicted model, not a curated record. The coding region runs from base 902 to 2017 and encodes 371 amino acids. The transcript is spliced from 9 exons. NCBI's taxonomy places the organism in Eukaryota, Metazoa, Chordata, Actinopteri, Syngnathiformes, Callionymidae. Gene Ontology annotation, cellular component: neuron projection; synapse; postsynapse. Gene Ontology annotation, biological process: synaptic transmission, GABAergic; chloride transport; signal transduction. Gene Ontology annotation, molecular function: GABA-A receptor activity; benzodiazepine receptor activity; inhibitory extracellular ligand-gated monoatomic ion channel activity.